Messenger RNA from Drosophila pseudoobscura, 3164 nucleotides. Its product is annotated as ras guanine nucleotide exchange factor B. Lineage: Eukaryota; Metazoa; Arthropoda; Insecta; Diptera; Drosophilidae. The transcript has 5 exons. The record is from RefSeq and is a predicted model, not a curated record. Bases 237 to 2030 code for a protein of 597 amino acids.
UGAAAAGUAGGCGGUAUAUUUUUGAGGUAUAUUUUAUCGAUAGGUCCAAUAAGGACAACUGCUUGCAAGGACAACACAAUUUUUUCUCCUUUUGUGCCUCCCAAUUAGUGCCGUCUCGUCCCUAUUCCAAUUGGAGAACUGCUAAGAGCCGUUAGAGUCCCGAUUCCAAAAUGCAUUGGUGGCGUCCCAGCGAAUAGAUGCCGCUGCAGUAGCCAGACAGUAGCCCACAGCCGAAAAUGAACAAUUUGGAGCACGUCAAGCACUUCUACCCAGAAAACUAUAAAUUGGAUCUUUCGGAGACGAUGAAGGCGGCACUAUCCAAGGGUCCCGGCGUCGGGGGCGUGGCCAGUGGGUCAUCGCACAGCGACAUGCUGCCGCAGCCGAAUGCCGGACUUCCCGGCGUGGGCUAUGUGACCGAGAAGCUCUACAUGCUGCUGCAGCUCUAUUUGCAGAACAAGGGCUGGAACCCGAGCGCCGAGCUGCUGCAGUGCUUCAGCGAUCUGAAGGACAACGCCAUGCUGCCCAGUGCCGCCUAUCUGCAGGUCUUGGCCAAUCGACUGACGCUAGACUCACAGGGUCGCCUGAUUCUGCGCGAUAAUGGAAAGAUUGUUCUGCCGUUUGAGCAUUUCGCCAAUGCGGUCAUGCUAAAGCACAUGUCCGGUCCCCACGGGCUUCAUCUAAGUGUGGACGCCACAGUGCGGGCUGUAAUCGAGUCCUACACGAUUGGGCGGGAUCAGUUCGGGAUGGAAAAGGAGUUCAUUAUCGAGGUGGUCCAGUCGUGCCCCAGCCCCGCCUGCCGCUACUACAAGAACCACAUGGGCAUCUCACCCAUGCCAUUCAUGGAGCAACAGUAUCCUGGCGUGAAUACGCCCGACUUUUUGCAACGACUCUCCCAUCUGCCGCCCAGCAGUGCAGCCGGAGGAAAUGCUGCAGCUGGCUCUGCUUCCAGCGCUGCCAGCAGCACCAGCUCAAGCAAUGUGGAAAUGGACUUAUCCAAGUCGACGGGCUCCAAGGUGACACAGGUUCCAGUGCCGCCGCAACUCCAGCAUCUGACCAAGCAGCAGCAGAACAGCAUCCAGACGCAGCUCUCACAGAUCAGUGCUGCCGCCGCACAUCAUCAACAGCAGCAACAGCAACAACAACAGCAGCAACAGCAGCAGCAGCAACAACAGCAACAACAACAGCAGCAGGCCCAGGCGCAGGCCAAGCACCAGCAACAGCUUACGGCGGCUCUGAUACAGCAACAAAAUCGAGUGCUCGCCCAGCAGAGCCUUGAGAAGCUAAGCAAUUUAAGUCCGCUGGAGAAGCAGCGUGUGUUUGCUCAACUGGAUCCUAAGCACUUUGAUCCCAUGGCCGUGGCCGCAGCAGCAGCCAAUUUACAGAUCCAGGGACUAAUGCAAUCGCAGGCAGUGGCCGCUGCCGUGGCCGCAAAUCAGCAGCCGACUCCGGCCACCAGCACAUCCACGUCCGGGGGCUCCGGUGUCAGUUCACAAACCCAUCACCAUCCAAUGCCACCACCAUCGCAGUCGCCGCACUCAUCUUCAUCGUCUUCCUCGCACUCGUCGCUGGAUCAGCUAUCACAUAAGAAUGCAGCAGAUUCCUUGCGCUCAAAUCUUGAUUCGAUUGAGUCGAACAAAGAUCUACUGGCCCUGCACAACGGGGCCUGGGCCACCAGUGAUGCCUAUCGCUUGGACCACAUGGCUGUUGGCCAGGACAAGAUUGUACGCAUUUUUUCCGAACUUAUGCGGAACAUGUCUCGCAUGAAGACCUACAUACGUCCAUCUAUGUGCAAGCCCUACGGCAAGCAGAGCGAGAGUCUGCAGAAGACACUCAUGGACACAAUUCAGAUUGUGCAAACGCUGCGCAACUGCUUGCCGGCUCCCCACAUACCGGUCUCCUCCUGGAAGAGUGAGAGCGAGGGUAACUUGGGGGCAGGUGUUAGUGUCGGCGUUGGCGUCGCCGUUCCACAAGGACUAAAUUUGAGCGCCGCCUUGGGUCUGCCAUCGGGCAGAUUGGACAACAUGCACUAGGCGGGGAUGGUAAGAGAGAUUCUCUAAGAUGAACCCAACAGAAUGAUAUCAUUUCAUACACUUAACGCUCGAAUUCUUCCAGAAUGUCGAGAAUACAUAGUAUUACAUAUACAUAAACCCAUUUAUAUGAUAAGGAUAGAGGUUCACCUUCAUAGGCUUGACUCCAGUUUUCCUUUUAGCAAUUAUGUGCCAUGUUCAACACAAGACUUGAUUUCGUUUCAACACUUGACUGACAUUUAGAUGUGUACGAGUAUAUAUUUCGACCCGAUCCCGAUGGGGAUUAUGGUUGGGUGCGGUGCCCAUGCGCUGUACAAGGGGUCAUCCUCGCAUAAUACCAGGUUGAGCCUUGUAGGGUGCAUCGAAACAGCGGUUGGAACCGUUUUUUAUGAAUCUAAGUAUCUUCUUUACUGACUUAUUCCUCACCUCACUCUGUACUUCCCGAUUUGGCAUACAAAAUUAACACGCAAAAUGGAGAAUUAGUUAAAAAAUUGGCAAAACGUCUGUGAUAUUUAAAUUAUGUUGGCAAAUGGAAAGAAAAACUAAAUUUAACUUUUUUUUUUAUAUAUUGUGUGCCCUUUGUUGUGACGAUUUUACAAUACUUACUUUGUGCAAUACCUACUAAGCAUCUAUUCUUAACUAUGUAUUCCUGUGCAAUUGACGACUUCUCACCCAUAUCAAACCCCAACUCGAAUCUAACAUGGCAGCAUGCCCGCCCCCACACUACAUAAUAUUAUACAAACGAGUAUGUAGACGCAUAAGAUUUAUAUUAUAUUUUGCAUUAGAAAUACAUACAUAUUUAGGUGUAUCGCGGCUCAUCGAUUGAGAAUGUUGAGUCUAGGAAGAGAUGAGACAAAAGGAGUUGUGUUUAAAUUUAAGAAGCAGAAGAACAUGUGAAGAUAUGAAGGGUUGUAUUCCAGCUACACGCAUACGUAUAGUAUAGGCUAUUUAAAUAUACUUUAUUCCGCCGUGCUCAUCAUUGAAAUAUCCGAAUCGUAGCAUGCAAACAGUAUUAAACCCAAUAAAAAGACACUUGCAAACCAUAAGUAUUUAUCUAGCUAAAGUGAAUGCAUUUAGCAUAACAUAACAUAAUCGCUUGAUGUUUAUCUUCUGGACUUAAAUAAACAUUUUAUUCUA